Molecule: messenger RNA, 1969 nt
Organism: Quercus robur (English oak)
Lineage: Eukaryota; Viridiplantae; Streptophyta; Magnoliopsida; Fagales; Fagaceae
Exons: 13
Coding region: 236-1729 (497 amino acids)
Source: RefSeq, a predicted model, not a curated record
CGGAUAUCAGCAACAUUUCGGCUUCAUCAUCUGACUAACAUUUUCAAAAUAUUUUCAACAAAAAAAAAAAAAAAAAAAAAAAAAAUUCAAAAUAUAUCUCAAAUUAAUUGGUUGUCAUUAGCAGGUUAAAAUCAACGAUCAAGCGCCUAAAAAUACAUCACGUAAUUUUCAAAAAGUUACCUCAAAUUUUUCUUUUUCAAAAAGAUACGAUUAUCACCACAGUGCAACAACGACAAUGUCUCCGGUUAAUCUGAAAGACUGUAUGGAAGAGGUGGUGAAGUACACUUUGGAGUCUCACAUAAACGAAACCCUAGAAUUCGAUCUAGGCCUCUCCAAAUCCUUCUGCUCCGACCUCCUCAAACUCGAUCCCAACACCACCACUGCGACCGAAUCUUUUGAAGGAGUCCCUCCAUAUCCCUUAUACAAGCGUCUGGCAUCAGCUUUAUUAGAAUCAAUCAAUUCUAAAGCCUUUUGUAGGAAAUAUAGCGAUUUGAACUUUAUCCCUGAAGGAAGCUCCUCGAAGCAAGAAGAAAAUGAAUGGCAGAAGCUGGUUUUGGAUAAGGGAUCGGAAAUUGUGAAUAUUUUGAAGUCUGUUGUCCAUGAACUUCAUGUUCAGGAGCCUUUCUUUUCGCAGCUAAAAGAUGGCAAGAAAACAAUUGAAGGAAGGUGUGCCAUUGGUGACUACAAUAGAAUUGGUUCAGGAACUUUGAUCCGUUUCAACAAAUGUGUGGUGUUUGAAGUUCAGGAUACCCACUGGUAUGCUUCAUUCUCUGAAAUGUUGGGGGCAGAGAGUCUUGCCAAGGUUCUUCCUGGAGUUGAAACCAUUGAAGAAGGUAUACAAAUCUAUAGGAAUUUCUACACAGAAGAGAGAGAAAAGACAAAUGGCGUUCUUGCAAUCCGUAUUUUGAAAGUGGAUGUUCAGCCUUAUGCUUGUCUGGCAACCCUACUCUCUGUAUUGAGUUAUGGGGGUGUUCAAGGCCUUCUUGGUCUGACACAUACCACAGGGACUAUUCCAAAUGCACUUCCCCCACCAAGAUCAACUUUGUUAUCAUCAUUUACCCUUCCAUAUAAGCCGAAUGUUGAAGGUUGUACCUUGACUCAUGGAGCUAGGGCGCUGGCAAAACAUGCUAAUAGGAGUACAAGUAAAUAUUGGGGUACUUUGGAAGGAAGCGAUGCCAUUGAGAAUGUUUCUUUCUCCCCCCUUAAGAAUGGUGUCGAGCUUGAGGUUGUGGGUUCAAGAUCCAUUGGGUGCAUGUGUAAUUUAAAAGGAAAAACAUAUUUGUUUGCAGCUUGUGCCUACCAGAUGUCAAUCCACAUUUUAGAUUAUGAUAAAAAUGGGCUUGCAAUGGAUGUUGUCUGUCACAUAAUUGAACAUUGUGGCUGGCUGAAUGUGCAUAUUGUCCCACCACAUGGUGCUGUCUUUGAAAUAAGGGUUGCUGAUGGAUAUGGGGCACGGUGGUCUAAAGAUGGUUGCAAGUUUCCUGGGCUUUCUUCCUUCUUGAUCAGAUGGAGGAGAUAUGGAUUUGAGCCUGCCUGUCAGCCCAUUAAUUCUUCAGAGCUGGCUGAGUUAGUUUAUUGGAUUUCUAGAGCCAUACAUGGAAGACGGUCACUUAAAGGGAUGGAAGCACUAAUGUUGUUUGGGAAGGUGAACUUGCUUAAUUUUGAUAGGUGUGUCAAACAAUUGUUUUACUCAUUCAAUCUUUCUCAUGACAAGAUCUUGUUACAGUAAUACACGAAUUUGACCUCUUAUCUUUUUCCCAAUGCACUUGUGCUCUUGUCAGCCCCCACUAUUACAGACAGGGAGAAAGUGACUGGCUUUGAUAAUGAAUAUUGGAUCUCAUGUCUGAGAUGUGUUCACAAUACAUUGUAAAAAUCCUGGAUGCAAUCAGCAAUCUCUCUUGUAUGAAUCAUGGUGUCAACUCUAAAAGUCCUACUAAUAUAAUUUCCUAUCUCUCUCACCUUUUUAACA